AUGGACGUUCCAACGCAGGCACUGUGCUCGUGGCAAGGACGGUCGGUGGUUCUCACGGGCGUCGAGGUCGCACAGGACGUUGCGCGCCGCGUGGCCGGUCCUCUCUCUACGGGCGAUGUGGUGGUCUACCAGCGCGGGCGCGCGCUGUGCCCCGAGGACGCCCUCAUGUUCGACGCCGACGGCCUCGCCAACGUCGAGGUCGUCGGCCGGCUGCGUGGCGGGGGAGGCGACGGUGGCACGACAGGGGCGGAGUCGCGCUCGUCCUACCUGGCCAUGUACAAGAACAAGAAAGUGGGCGAAACGGACAAGAACGAAGAGAGGAUCGCACGCUGGACGAGGUGCCAGCUCAGCCACGAGGAGCUCUCGGAGCCGGUCGUGUGCGACGACAUCGGCUCGCUGUACAACAAGGACGCGGUCAUCCGCGCGCUGCUGGCCAAGGCGGUGCCGCCGCACCUCGCGCACCUGUCGCUGAAGACGAUCUUCGACGUGAAGCUCACGCGCGGGGGCGCGGCGCGGGGCGACGGCGCGCGCGUCCAGGGCGAGGCGGGGGCGGCGGAGGCGGGCCGCUCGCCGUUCGUGUGCCCCGUGUCGGGCGUGGAGAUGAACGGGCGCGUGCGGUUCGUGGCGGAGCGGGGGAGCGGCGUGGUGGUGAGCGAGCGCGCGCUCAAGCAGGAGGGCCUGUCCGGGAUCGUGGAGGAGCUCGUCGGGGGCCGGAAGGUCGCGGACUGCGAGUGGGUGCCCAUCAACGGCAGCGCGGAGGAGGUGCGGGCGCUCAAGGAGGCGAUGGCGCUCAGGGUCGCGGCCGCGAAGAAGAAGAAGAGCAAGAAGGGGAAGGCGAAGGGGGAGGCGGAGAAGGCGGAGGGCGCGCUAGGCGUGCGGUGCGGCGCGGUGGCCAAGAAGUACCUGGCGCGCGACCACGUGCCGGAGGGGGCGUCGAAGGAGGUGUGGGCCAGCCUGUUCACGGGGGACAAGAAGGAGGACGAGUGGCACAAGGAAACGUACCUGAGCCGCGGCGGGGCGCGCCGCAUGAUUUGA
This is a messenger RNA of Pedinophyceae sp. YPF-701, 1035 nucleotides long. The record is from the annotation of a GenBank genome assembly. NCBI's taxonomy places the organism in Eukaryota, Viridiplantae, Chlorophyta, Pedinophyceae.